This is a messenger RNA of Anisakis simplex (herring worm), 363 nucleotides long. The record is from the annotation of a GenBank genome assembly. NCBI's taxonomy places the organism in Eukaryota, Metazoa, Nematoda, Chromadorea, Rhabditida, Anisakidae.
AUGGCACUAACAUCAGCAGCAUGUCGACGAACACUGGACGAUUUGUCGAUAUGCGAUCGACUGAGAGAUCCACGCUUCACCUGGAUUAUCAAUUGUGCGAAACGAAAGCUUCCGACAGUUCCAUUCACCUUGCCAGCUACAAACGCUCAGUCAUCUGAUGCGGAAAUGCUGAAGCAAGCAUUCACAUAUGCGCGACAACAGGCUUGGGGAUCACCGAACGUUUUGCAACUGGUGGAUCGUUGCAAUAAAGCGGGUGUGGUUGAGAACUGGUGCAUGGUGAGGAAUAUAUCGCUUUGUUUUCCAUAUAUUCCUAAUCGUAAUCAUUCAGUCCGUAAUUUUGCUCUCACAAUCAGUACAUCUUAA